This is a messenger RNA of Osmerus eperlanus (European smelt), 878 nucleotides long. RefSeq lists its product as uncharacterized. NCBI's taxonomy places the organism in Eukaryota, Metazoa, Chordata, Actinopteri, Osmeriformes, Osmeridae. The transcript has 3 exons. The record is from RefSeq and is a predicted model, not a curated record. The coding region runs from base 150 to 878 and encodes 242 amino acids.
CAGUGGUUCAAGACACCUAUGGCUGUGUAAAUUGGAAUUUAAAAUUUAUGCCGCUCAAUGAGACUAAAGAGAGCCAGUUGGAUCAACAAGAACGGAUGAAGAUCAUGUCUAAAACAACAAACGUAGACCCAUAAGAACUUAACAACCUUAUGAAAGCAACAUACUACUCUCAACGCAAAGACAUAAAUAACGGAGCAAGCAUACAACAGCUUUGUGAGAACUGGCCUUUUCUCUUUCAAGAGGAUGGAAUAUGUGUACACUUCAAGCAGCUGACUGGAAUUGAUCUGAAGGAGAUGUUCUUUAAAAGCUUGGAUAAAAAAGGACAGCGGCUCCUGAACUUUCUCAAAACAGUUGGUGCAGAAAAGAAGACAAAAUUAAUGCAAGCUGCUGCAAAACUAGAAGUUAUGAGGUGCCAAACUGAGGGAUGCAGUGAAGAUUUGAAAGAUGUGGUGCUUCUUCUGCUUGCCUACUUUGAUGAAAAGGAAGAGGUGAUGUUUCAGUAUGUGGAAGAGUCUUACCCUGUCGAAGAUGUGGAGGUAGACAAGUUACCAGCAACACCCUGCAUCAUUGUCUGCGGAUCUUCCUGCUACGCAUCCAAAAUGUUCAUGCUGAGCAUCGACCAGAAAAUAACAACUCCACACAUUUUUACUUUCAUCUCUGCAUUGUGCAUGAUGUUUGGCAGUUACUACUGUUUUAACAUUCACUACCCUUUGGAACUGGGUUCUACUCUGGAGUUCAUGCAACGGUGCUUCUUCAGCAUAAACCCUGAGAAAGGCACCAAAGUCGAAUCAAGGAAAAACAAAAAACAGCUCCCAGUGAACCCCCGAGUCCUUACACUCAUAGCAGACCUUGCUGAUCACGAAUGGAGAGCAGAUUAA